AUGGCUACUCGUACGAGUACAUGCGAGUCGGACUCCUCGGACAGUUCCUCGGAGGGCCCAUCUCUGUCGCGACGUGGUACUUUUGCAUCCAGGGCUACGACCGCUAACGAAAAGAAGACCCUGUGGGGUUGGAUCAAGAAAACAUGGGAGAGAACGGGCUUGGACCGACCGACCAUCUUAUUGAUGAUGAAAGGCGGUCUUGCGCCAGCGAUUGCGGUGUCAAUCUAUCAAGCUACCGAGGUGGCAGAUGAGUAUACGACUCUCGGUUACCUGAUGGCCAUUGUCUCAAUCCUAGGCUUUGCCAUCAUGCCGAGGGCCAAGUUCAUCCAAAUGAUGAUCUUUGACGUGCUGGCCGUCUGUCUUGCAUCCUGCUUUGCGCUGUUGACUAUGUACUCCAGUGUGAAAGCACGCGAACAUACAAGUACCGAAGCUACCAGCCAGUCCUACAAUUCAUCGGCAGCUGCUGUCAGUGGUGUGUGGCUGUUCUUCCAAAUUUGGCUUGUGCAUACAUUCCGUGCCAAAUACCCUCAGUUCCAAUUCCCUGUCAUCAUCUACGCCAUUUUCGCCAACGUCUCAUCCGUCUAUGCACCCCAGAUGGCCAACAUGGCAGCUGCAAUCAAACUGGUAGAACAGCUGCUAAGGACAUUCCUCACUGGUUUGGCUAUUUCCACAGUUGUCUCGCUCUUCAUCCUCCCCAUGACGUCACGCAAGGCCGUUCUUAAGCAGAUGGCAGGCUACAUUGGAGGCCUCCGCUCUGCAUUGGGAGCACACGCAAUCUAUUUUGAAACUUUAGAAAGUGACGACAUGUUCGGUCGGGCUGAAACAUACGAUGAUUCGCGCGAGAAGUUUGGCAAGAAGGGCAAAGUCUACAGUCCCGAGGCUGAGGACAUUCGGGCUGCGAUCCGGCAAAUCACAGAGCUGCAUGCAAAAUUGCAUGGAGAUCUGUCAUUUGCGAAGAGAGAAUUCGCGCUUGGUAAACUGGGUCCGGAUGAUCUCCAAUUGAUCUUUCGACACCUUCGACAGAUCAUGAUUCCCGUGGUGGGGUUGAGCUUCGUUGUGGAUAUCUUCCAGAGGUUGUCUGAUUACAACAGAUGGAAUGCGCCGCUCGACCCAAAUGCUGAAACGGUGCCUGAAGAGAUUCGUUCUCGUGCUGUGCGCGACUGGAAUGACAUUAUGCGCGCUGUGCACGAUCCUUUUGCGGAGAUGAUUCAGACCAUCGACGAGGGAUUACUACAUAGCUCGUAUGUCUUCCAGCUAUCGAAGCCGCCCAAGAAGACAGCAUCUGCAGCACCUACGAAUAGUGAAGCCGGUGAAGAGGCGAAAGAUGUGGAAGCCUCGGCGGGCAACAGCGCGCCCGGGGAGAAGGGCUUUACGGCUCAUUUUGAGAAGAAGCUCGGCGAAUUCCGAGGUGCGAAGCGUAUCGCUCUUCAGACUUGGGCCGAGGAGAAGGGAAUCAAACUGCCACCCGACUUUUUUGAUCACCCUUCCUCUGUCGGUAGUCUGAAGGGCGAUUUCUUUUCGGCGUCUGCUUCAUUCCAGGACCGCAGUCGUCGACAGCUUUACCUCUUCCUCUACAUGGAACAACUGCUUUAUUCGACUGGGAAAACGGUGCUUGAGUUUGUCCGAUUCGCUGACGAUGUCGCCGCCAAGGGGAAACUGUCGCGAACUAGACUCAUCAUUCCUGGUUCUAAGCGCAUGAUCAAAUGGGCAAAGAGCUGGCUCAAGGCCGAGGACAGUCAUGAAGAUGAUAACAUGGGCGAUGUACACGCGCAAAACAGCAGCCUUGAGCUUGGUGAGGCAUAUAAACACCGUAAAGACCCUGAGCAUCUCCCGCCUAACACAAUGUUCGAAAAACUCGGUGACAAGGUCCGGGUGAUCCCGUGGUUUUUCCGCUCGUUCGAAUCGACCUACGGGUUCCGAGUCGCAUGUGCAACUAUGACUAUCGCAGUUGUAGCUCUUCUACACGAUACGCAGUCCUUCUUCACCAAACAACGCCUUGUGUGGGCCAUGAUCAUGGUGAAUCUCAGCAUGUCACCAACUUCUGGACAAAGCAUCUUUAGCUUCGUACUACGAAUUGCAGGUACAAGUAUUGCUAUGGUGGCAAGUCUCUUGGUAUGGUAUAUACCCGAUCAAAAGACUCCUGGCGUCAUUGUAUUCCUCUUCAUCUUCGUCUCUUGUGCAUUCUACGUCCCCAUCAAGAUCUUCCGUUUCCGAGUCAUUGGAAUCAUCAGCAUCGUCACUACGACCAUGAUCAUUGGAUACGAGCUCCAAGUCCGCAAGGUGGGUGAGAAAGUUGCAACCUCCAAUGGACAGCCUUACUAUCCGAUCUAUCUGCUGGCGCCGUAUCGUCUGGCCACUGUCAGUGGAGGUAUUGCGGUCGCGUUCCUCUGGACGUUCUUCCCGUAUCCCAUCUCGGAACACUCUGUUCUUCGUCAAAGUCUGGGGGCAUCGUUGUACCUCCUAGCCAACUACUAUUCCAUCAUUCAUGAGACUAUUUCUGCUCGCAUGCGUGGAGACGAGGGAGACAUCACCCUCAAGAGUUCUGCAGGUCGAAAACUGGAGAAGGCUCGACACAAGGUGUUUUCGAAACAGAUGUUGAUGUUGAAUGGUCUUCGAACCUACUCGGAAUUCCUUAAGUGGGAGGUUCCCAUUGGUGGCCGAUUCCCGAAGAAGCAAUACGACUCGAUCAUUGUUUGUGUUGAAAAUAUCGUGAGUUACCUCAGUUUACUCGGAUACGCAUCCGAUACAUUGAUGCGCCUCGGAGACAACGAAGACGACGAGACGGGGUCGGCUUGGAUGCACGACUUCCGACGGCUUGUGGGCACUGCCAAUGUCACCACGCACGAGGUCACAUCCCUGCUGUGUCUCUUGUCAGCUAGUAUCACCAACCGGCAACCUCUCCCUCCGUACCUCAAAGCUCCUCGGCCAUAUAGCUUCUCCAAGCGACUCGAGGCACUCGACAGCGACAUUCUAAGCAUCAAGCACAUCGCCGAGCCCGGCUUUGCAGCAUUCGCAGUGUUGCAGAUUUCAACUCGCUGCAUUGUCGGUGACGUUGAAAGACUGAUGCGGCAUGUAAAAGGUCUAGUUGGAGAAUUGGACUUUUCGUUCCAUGCUGUGAGCACGAUGGAUGCGAGAAUUGCCGAGUCAAGAUAUACCUCGCGUGCGCCGUCGAGAGUUAGUGUCAACGAGAUUCAGGCUGCUGAUCGGGAGAAGAAGGACUAA
Molecule: messenger RNA, 3222 nt
Organism: Penicillium cataractarum
Lineage: Eukaryota; Fungi; Ascomycota; Eurotiomycetes; Eurotiales; Aspergillaceae
Exons: 5
Coding region: 1-3222 (1073 amino acids)
Source: RefSeq, a predicted model, not a curated record